UUUGUUUUUCCAGGGAUAAGGUUGCUCCAGUCGGAUUCUUUGAGAAAUACCCGACGCUUAUUACCAGAUUCUUUUUCUUCAUGUGGUAUUUCUUAAACGUGAUAUUUAACAUACUUAACAAGAAGAUCUACAAUUAUUUUCCUUAUCCUUACUUUGUGUCUGUGAUCCAUUUGUUGGUUGGAGUUGUUUACUGUUCGGUUAGCUGGUCCGUUGGUCUUCCUAAACGCGCUCCAAUUGACUCCAAGCUUCUGAAGCUGUUGAUACCUGUUGCUAUAUGUCAUGCACUUGGUCAUGUGACUAGUAAUGUCUCAUUUGCAGCAGUUGCUGUCUCCUUCACCCAUACAAUUAAAGCUCUUGAGCCAUUCUUCAAUGCUGCUGCUUCUCAAUUUAUUUUGGGACAGUCCAUUCCCAUUACUUUGUGGCUUUCAUUGGCUCCUGGGUUCUUGGGUGUUUCCAUGGCAUCAUUGACUGAGCUGUCGUUCAAUUGGCUUGGUUUUAUCAGUGCUAUGAUUUCCAACAUCUCUUUUGCUUACAAAAGUCUCUACUCAAAGAAAUCUAUGACUGAUAUGGACAGCACUAACAUCUAUGCUUACAUUUCCAUUAUUGCUCUCUUUGUUUGUCUUCCCCCUGCCAUAAUUAUUGAAGGACCUCAACUGAUGAAGCAUGGCUUUAACGAUGCAAUUGCUAAAGUUGGUUUGACCAAGUUCGUAACUGACCUCUUUUGGGUUGGAAUGUUUUAUCACCUCUACAACCAGUUGGCUACCAACACUUUGGAGAGGGUUGCACCACUCACACAUGCAGUUGGGAAUGUGCUGAAACGUGCGUUUGUGAUCGGGUUUUCAAUUGUUAUCUUUGGUAACAGAAUUUCAACACAAACUGGAAUCGGAACAUGCAUUGCAAUUGUUGGAGUGGCAAUUUACUCAUACCUGAAGGCUCAGAUUGAAGAAGAGAAACGAAAGGGAAAAACAGCAUGAGAAGGAAGAACCUGUAAAGUAAUAAUCUAUUAUUUCUAAAGAUAAAAAUGACAAAAGUACUCGCUUUAUUGUCAUUCCGAACCUUUUUUAGUUUAUUUAUUUUUUCUGCUAUCAUUUUUCUCUCAA
Mercurialis annua (annual mercury) is the source of this 1100-nucleotide messenger RNA. RefSeq names its product triose phosphate/phosphate translocator, chloroplastic. Gene Ontology annotation, biological process: transmembrane transport. Bases 81 to 974 code for a protein of 297 amino acids. Gene Ontology annotation, molecular function: antiporter activity. NCBI's taxonomy places the organism in Eukaryota, Viridiplantae, Streptophyta, Magnoliopsida, Malpighiales, Euphorbiaceae. Gene Ontology annotation, cellular component: membrane; Golgi apparatus. The record is from RefSeq and is a predicted model, not a curated record. The transcript is spliced from 12 exons.